Molecule: messenger RNA, 360 nt
Organism: Podospora anserina S mat+
Lineage: Eukaryota; Fungi; Ascomycota; Sordariomycetes; Sordariales; Podosporaceae
Exons: 3
Coding region: 1-360 (119 amino acids)
Source: RefSeq, a predicted model, not a curated record
AUGGCUUGGGGAAAGACAAAGGCGCCUCCUCCGCCGCCACCAUCAGCAGCUAGGCAACUCAUCCCGUUGUUUAUCGUCCUGGCAGUACUGGGCGUAAUGGCCUGGGUUGGCUAUCAGAUUUACGUUUCUGUCAUGAAGAUCAAGGACCAGGCCGAAAAGCAGAUGGGCGACAAAAACAUGGUCUUCACCAAAGACGGUCUUCGUGUCAGUGUCAAAAAUGUCAAGGACGAGUCGUAUCUGGAUGCGACACAGAGCUGGUUUGUCAAGGCAUGGGAUCUGAGCGGGAAUGCAGUUGAUACUUCGAAGCGCAAGAGAAACUUCCUCACAAAACAAAAGAGUCCCAAGAUCGGCAGUGACUAA